UUCUUUCUUCCUUUCUUUCUCCUUUUCUUUGCAUUGUUUUUCUCACUCGCCGCUUCUUCUUCUUCUUCUUCUUCGUUUCUUGAUUUCUCUCGUCGCUGCAUGUUUUUCUUUUGACUCUAACCAUCUCUGUGGAAUUUAUACCCGAAGAAGAAAAUGAUGGCUGCUCCUUCAGGCGGUGGCGGAAGCGUAGGAGCUGGUGGAACAGGUUCGGCUCUUGCUCCGUCGUCUCUUCCGCCGCCUCGUCCGAAGUCUCCGCCGGAAUAUCCUGAUUUGUACGGGAAACGCAGAGAGGCGGCGAGAGUUCAGAUGCUAGAGAGAGAGAUUGGUUUUCUCGAGGGUGAAAUUAAAUUCAUCGAAGGCGUACAACCAGCUUCUAGAUGCUGCAAGGAGGUCUCUGAUUUUGUCGUUGCAAACUCUGACCCAUUGAUCCCUGCACAACAAAAGAGUAGAAGACCCUGCCGGUUCUGGAAGUGGCUCUGUAGCGGUAUUCCGUGUUUGAGCCUGGCGAGUUUCUGCUGUUGUUGCCAAUCCGAGUGUUCGUGCCACCUGAGGAAGCCCAAGUGCUGCAACUGCACAGGUUGCAGCUGCAUUGGGUCCAAAUGCUGUGACGGGUCGUGCUGCUCAGAUAUCUGUUGUUGCCCGAGACCAAGCUGCCCGAGCUGCCCGAGCUGCUCGAGCUGUUCAUGCUUCCGAGGUUGCUGUUGUUCUUGUCCGGACCUAUCUUGCUGCAUUCCCACCUGUUUCCGUGGCUGCACUCGACCAUCGUGUCUGAGUAAGAAGAAGAGCUCAUGCUGCAGCUGCAACUGCAAGAUCAGAUGGUCUUCUUGUUUUAGAUGUCCCAAGGUACGACUUUGUUGUUGUUUUUGCAACUGUAAAAAUCUAUGUUCUAAUCCAUGUUGUUUAGCUUUCUAAAACAUUAUUAGUAUUACUAUUGCUAUAGCUAAUUUUCUCUCUGAGUCAUAUUUUUGUUCAUUUCUUAUUUAUCUGUUAAAAGGAAGGAAGUCUUUCUUAAUUUUUGUAAUUAAGUUGUGAAUGCUAAAACCAAAAAAUAAAAUAAAAACUUGU
Messenger RNA from Eutrema salsugineum, 1065 nucleotides. RefSeq names its product guanine nucleotide-binding protein subunit gamma 3. Gene Ontology annotation, biological process: G protein-coupled receptor signaling pathway. The coding region runs from base 154 to 912 and encodes 252 amino acids. Lineage: Eukaryota; Viridiplantae; Streptophyta; Magnoliopsida; Brassicales; Brassicaceae. The transcript has 5 exons. The record is from RefSeq and is a predicted model, not a curated record.